This is a messenger RNA of Saccostrea echinata, 1981 nucleotides long. RefSeq lists its product as uncharacterized. NCBI's taxonomy places the organism in Eukaryota, Metazoa, Mollusca, Bivalvia, Ostreida, Ostreidae. Gene Ontology annotation, cellular component: cell surface. The coding region runs from base 1 to 1116 and encodes 371 amino acids. The transcript is spliced from 8 exons. Gene Ontology annotation, biological process: signal transduction. The record is from RefSeq and is a predicted model, not a curated record.
AUGACAAAUACUUCCACACCAGUUCUGUCAUCCAUUCAGUUUGAUUUCCUGCCUGUGUGUUUUAGAGGAUAUCAGCUUGUUGGAGAGCUCUGUGUCCAGUGCAGUGUUGGGACUUUCUAUAACUCCUCCUCUAGACUGUGUCAGCCCUGUCCUGUUGGGCAGUACCAAGAUCAGGAGGGGCAGUUUUCCUGUAAAUUUUGUCCCUCCUCCAGCCAGGAAACCACCACCACCUACCAACCUGGGGCUCAGGGGAUUCUCAGUUGUAAAGAUUCCUGUGCUAGUGGUGCUUUUUACAAUCUGAGCACAGGUUCCUGUCAGCAGUGCCCCCUGGGAUACUACCAGGAGAAUUCUGGGUAUUUUCAUUGCUUCCCAUGUAAUGUUGACAAGACUACAGCAUAUGCUGGUUCCAAACAACAGUCCUCCUGUGUUGCAUACUCUAAAGCCAUCACAACAGCUGAAACACCAACAAAUGUAGGACAAAGUACAGACAUGGAGGAAGAGUUCUCGGCAGCGGUUAUCAUCGCCAUUGUCAUCGGCAUCAUCAUCUUCAUCGUAGCAUUUGUUCUGCUGUUCCUUUUCUUUUGCAGGGAAAAAGUGCCUUGUUUUGGACAAAAUGAUGUAAUACCAGAGGGAACUACACCAUGGAAAUAUGUCAACAGAUAUGGAGAAACUAAUCUGAAAUUUGUAAAUUAUCGGCUGCAAGAUGUGAGGGAACGAAAGCGACGUAAACGUGUUGAUCGUCGACCAAUCGUGUCGAGAGAGGGACCAUAUGGACCAGAAGUGGCGCUAGGAUACAAUACUGAGGACUCUAUUAACUUCAGGGAUGCACCAGAAACUUUAACACCAAGACAUCUACCACCCAUCUCACACACAGUGGAGGAAAACUAUGAAAAACCAAAAAAGAGAAGGAAAAAGAAGAGGAAGAAUGUGUCACCAGACAGAGAACCAAGGGCACUGAAACCACUAAAAGGGUCAGGUUUCAGAUCAUCAGCGCCACCUAGUGAAAGUGGCUCACAUAGAGGAGAAAGGGGAGAUAACCAUUAUUUAGACCCAGUACAUUUAGAAACAAAGAAUGGACAUAUUAAAAUAGAUUCUGACAAUGAAGAUUACAGAUGAGAGUUAAUCAAUAGUAGAUAUGCUUAAUUUUUUUAUUUGUUGGGUAGGUUCCAUUCCUCCUAGUUAUCUUAAACUGUUCUCUAUCAGAGAGGGAAACUGAAAUAAAGUGUUGAGGAGGGAGAUUUGAAGCAGUGAAAAUUUUUGAAAAGGAAGAUAAUGACGACUUUAAGUUCAGUUGAAAAUUCAGUUAAAUGAAAUUAAAAAGAUGAUUCAAAUUAAAACACUUUACAGGGUACAUUUUCAGUGUGAACAUUUUUUUUUAAGCAAAAUUCUUGGCCUUGGGAGGGUGACUGAUAUUAAGGUUGAAAAGCUAGGGUACAUAUGUUUUGUAUGCAUUAAUACUAUUGUAACAGUGCAUUUUACAAAUCCUGGCAUGAGGAAAGACAAAUUGAGAUUUGAAAACGAAGCAUAUAUAAUCAUAAAUCUUUAAGUUACUGAUUUUUGCUCAAUGCCAAAAAAAGUGUAAGCUUUUGCAGGGGUAUGAAGUACAUGUGUAUUAUAAUCUUGUUCCUUGAACAUUAGAAUAUGUUUGACAUUCCUUAGCAUUUUAAUAUGUUUGACAGUUUAUAAUAAAAGCACAUGGAAAAAAAUAGAGGGAUGCAUGUAUGAUAUAUAUUUUUUUGUGAAUGAAUGGUGUGUAAUGUACAAUAUGUAAUCAGAAAAUUAAUAUUUUGUAAAAUUCUGAAAUUCUUUUGAAAGAAACUAAAAAGCUGUAGAAGUUGGAAUAUGAAACAUAUGCAUAAUAAAUGAAUUAAGAAGUAUUUUGUUUCUGUUAGGAAAUGACAGGUAUCCAUAUAGCUGCAAUAAUGUAGCCCUCUCCGAUUUUUUUUAAUCUGAUAUUUUCAGGAGAGGUUCCCCCCCCCCC